Molecule: messenger RNA, 817 nt
Organism: Homarus americanus (American lobster)
Lineage: Eukaryota; Metazoa; Arthropoda; Malacostraca; Decapoda; Nephropidae
Product: protein odd-skipped-related 2-like
Exons: 1
Coding region: 1-747 (248 amino acids)
Biological process (GO): regulation of transcription by RNA polymerase II; embryo development
Cellular component (GO): nucleus
Molecular function (GO): RNA polymerase II transcription regulatory region sequence-specific DNA binding; DNA-binding transcription factor activity, RNA polymerase II-specific
Source: RefSeq, a predicted model, not a curated record
AUGGAGAGCUCACCUGUGCUAGUCCCCCAGCCCGACCCUCAGGCCCAGGGCUACACUCCGCUCUAUCUCCCUCCACCUUUACCUCUGUUCCAGUCACUACCGUUCCUUCCGUCAGUGAGCGGUGGCAGUGUUAAGCAGCCGAUGCCCCCUCUAGGGGUGGACCCCAGGGUGAUGGGGAUGCUGCACAAUUACCAUUCUCUGGGUCAGCUGCCGUGGGCGGCUCUGGGUGCUGGCGACCUGGCCCUCAACCGUCUCCUGUUGACUCCUGGAGGCCGCCUCAGCCGACCUAAGAAGCGCUACAUCUGCAAGUAUUGUCAACGGGAGUUUACCAAGAGCUACAACCUGCUGAUCCACGAGAGAACACACACGGACGAGCGGCCCUUCCCCUGCAACAUCUGCGGCAAGGCCUUCAGGAGACAAGACCACCUCCGCGACCACAAGUACAUCCACAGCAAGGAGAAGCCCUUCAAGUGUGAGGUGUGUGGCAAGGGGUUCUGUCAGGCGCGCACCCUGGCCGUCCACAAGGCCCAGCACGCCCACGACUCCACCCCGCCCAUCCUCAGGCAUUCCCCAGCCAAACAAGUUGUUCUCUCGCUCCCUUCUCCUGACGCAGAAGUAAGUUUAGACGUCCUCCACUGCGGCGACGACGACAUGAUGCAGACGAUGACUGAAGAAGCAGAGAUCCCCGUCGUCUCCUCACCGCCGAAGAGACUCGGCUUCUCUAUCGCCGACAUCAUGAGGAGAUAGCUGGGACGCCUCCUGCCUCCUCUGUUCCCCGUGACCCUCAGUGCCAUCCUCCACACGGUGCCUAGAGUGC